AUGCCACGACGACUGCCAGGCGCAAUCUUGCCUCAAAAACGACAGAGACAGCUCGUAUAUGCGUACGGAAAAGCCCACGUACUCGCCAAUAAGCCGCGAAGACUGCCCCCGCCCGUGGUACCAACAUAUGCGCAAAAGGUGACACUUUCCGAUGGAAGCACAUUCACCCACUGGACGACAUCUCCACGCUCCAGCAUUCGAAUGACCCGCGACAUCUCCAACUCGCCCCUGUGGACACUGAGCUCUGCCAGAGGAGCCGAAGAGGAGGAUGCGAGCGGUCGUUUGAGUCGUUUCAGAUCCAAAUUCGGUCGCAGCGGAGGAUUCGACGACUAUACGCUCCUCAGCGAGCUCACAGACAAGCCGUGCGUUUUCGACAGUGUUCAGCCACCUAUAUCCACAUUCUCGGAAAAGGACCUCAAGGCGCUCUAUCGAGAUGUUUUACGGAUAGACGUUGCUUCCACCGUGUCACCUUCGUACAGAGACAAGAUUGUCGACCCAUCCCUUGUCCUCCCUCGACUCUCGAAAAGAAUCGUAUUAGGCUCUCGCCAAACCCUAGAUAAAAACAUAAACUCGCUCUCUUCGCGGCUUCAAUCACGGCACGGCCCAAGUGAACCCGUGGCGGCACCCACAAAUCUCUCUAGAGGAAAGCCUUAUUCAGAGCUACUCAACGCUCUUCAGUGCCAACAGUCUGUCUUGGCUCUCCCGCUCAUCAGCAACUCGUCCACUUCCGCACCCAUCGUAAAUGCCACUGAAUGGGCCUCUUUGGUUGAUGCAUGCAUUCGAGAACUGGAUUUUGAGGGUGUUUUUCUGGUGUUGCGUGCCAUGAAGACCCACGGACAAGUGAUCGAAGACGAGCUGCACCAUCAUAUCAUGAGUGCAAUGGCGGAUGAAGGGCUCUUCCACCAGCUUCAGACCUAUGCCUCCGAAUUUUUACAAGGCACGUCCAACACUCACAUCGUGACGGCGCUGUGUAAAUGCCGACUGUUUUCAUCGGCUAUUCAGCUACUCCAUCAGCAGGAGGCAAAAGGACACCUCCCGCCCAUGGCUGUCUAUCACUCCCUGAUACUUGGACUCCUUCACACCUCGAGUCCUGGCGCCGCUGCAAGGCAAGCAAUCGCCUGGAACAUCUUCUACCAUAUGCGCUAUGUCGCGCAUCCCAUCCCAUCAGUACAACUCUACACCGACAUGAUACGAGCGUGCGCCCACCAUACAGAGCCGGAUACGUUGCGUGGCUUUGAUUUGUGGACGGAAAUGACAGUGGAUAAGCGGUUGACACCUACUGUUGACGCCUAUAACGCGAUCAUCCUCCUCGCAGCUCGUGAUAAUAGGACCGCCCACGAGGCAAUUAGACUUGCUCGAGAGAUGCUUGACGUUGGGCGAGAUGCUGAUGGUAAACCGGCGCUUCCGUUGAAUACGGGCACGUAUGCAGCACUACUGGAGUCCUGCAAACAUACAGGAGACCUUUUGCGUGCUCGAUGGGCCCUUACCAAGCUGGCCGGGGAUGUGUUCACCUCAACCUCUUCCAUUGACCACUGGACACUAUCGAACCUCUUUCACGCCUACGCUUCCUACAAAGUACCGUUCGUUCGUGACAUGGCGGCACCAACACGCUCAGAACAGCCAUCACUGGAAGCUCAUAAACAGGCCCAGUCCAUCGAACAGCGUCUGGAUGACAUUGUCGCUACGACAGCGACUCAAUCUUCCAUCACAUCUGGGUUACAGCUUCCUCAAACAUCCAAAGCUGUCCUCAACGAGCUGGACACCAUGAUGGACCAUCUCAUCGCGGAAAAGACGUCGACGGGAAACAUCAAAACCCAACUCCCUCGGCUAUUCGACCAAGUCACAAACUUGAAUAUAGUGAUAAGAAGCUUUCUCCGUGCUUACUUCAUUCACGCGCACCGUGUGUCAGAUGUAUUUGCCAGGGCCCAAUCCAUCCAUAGGCUCUUGAAACUCGACUGGUCUCACGAGGUGAUACGUUUAGUAUUGUCUCAGUGUGCGCGAACAGGAAGUGGUUCACCCUCUCAAGAGACAAUGAAAUUUGCCGAGGAACUCUGGUCAGCAUGGCUCGGUAUUCUGGAAAAAGAGCGGCAUUUACCCAACAGGUGGACGCCUAUGGGGUUAAAUACGCCAGCAGACAGGCGUGAGGUCCCAAUUAGUACCGUGCGAGCGUCCCAUAUCUCCAUGAUCUGGUCCUCAUUCAUUCGGUUGAAGACUCGGUAUGGCGAUGUCGAUGGCGCAGUGCAGCUGCUUAAGCAAUUCGAAAGACUCUAUCCUCCAUCCACCACGAAGACCAAUCUCGAUCCUCAUAUGCCACUGGAGACAAAGAUCUCGUUGGAGGGCCCAAGGACGCUCAUCAAGGUCGUAGAGCGAGGCAAAAUCGAUGAUGAUACGAUCCCUCCUGUUCUUGUUUUCACAGACAUCGUCGCUCUGCACAAGCGUUUGGCGCGAGAUCAGCGAACCAAGGACAUCAAUUAUCUUACCUAUCUGCUUCAUGCAUACGCCGGUAAUGUUCGGGAUCGACGAAGUUUCAACCUGGCUGUCAACGAUUUGGAGGAUGGAUGGAGGGGCAAGAAGUCUGUUGGAAGCGACGGGGAAGCAAAGGUUAAGGCCCGAAUUAAAUGGGAAAAGCGGAGGGCGCGGGUUGCAUCUCGUGUCCGCACUUCCAGGAGAUAG
Molecule: messenger RNA, 2673 nt
Organism: Serendipita indica DSM 11827
Lineage: Eukaryota; Fungi; Basidiomycota; Agaricomycetes; Sebacinales; Serendipitaceae
Source: the annotation of a GenBank genome assembly